Cylicocyclus nassatus is the source of this 213-nucleotide messenger RNA. Lineage: Eukaryota; Metazoa; Nematoda; Chromadorea; Rhabditida; Strongylidae. The record is from the annotation of a GenBank genome assembly.
AUGCAGCGCAGCCGCGAUGCAGGUCCAGCGAGGCAGCAGUGGUCGGAGGGCGGUGCCCCGCAGCCCCGUCUUCAGCCGUCGAUCUGGGAAUCAGAGGCGACACAUGCCGAGCCCUGUCUACCAGCAAAGCUAGACCAUCUCACCUUGUUCGACGUCAGUCAAGUGAUCCGACGCUCGUGGUCAAGUUGUGCAGAAUGCAAUGGGAUUGGAUGA